AUGACUGCCCCACUUCGCGUUUUGGUUACUGGAGCCGCUGGCCAGAUCGGAUACUCCAUUGUAAUCCGUAUCGCCGACGGAACCGUCUUCGGAAAGGAACAACCAGUGCAACUCGUCCUCCUCGAUGUUCCACAAUGCGCCAAUGUUCUCGAAGGAGUUGUUUUCGAGCUCCAAGAUUGUGCUCUCCCAACUCUUCACAGCGUCGAGGCUGUCACCGAGGAGAAGGCUGCAUUCACUGGAAUCGAUUACGCUUUCCUCGUUGGAGCAAUGCCAAGACGCGAGGGAAUGGAGCGCAAGGAUCUUCUUGCCGCCAACGUCAAGAUCUUCAAGUCUCAGGGAAAAGCUCUUGCUGAGUAUGCCAAGCCAACCACCAAGAUCAUCGUCGUUGGAAACCCAGCAAACACCAACGCCUUCAUCGCUGCCAAAUAUGCCGCCGGAAAGAUUCCAGCCAAGAACUUCUCUGCCAUGACUCGCUUGGACCAUAACCGUGCCCUCGCUCAACUUGCUCUUAAGACAGGAACCACCAUCGGAGACGUCAAGAACGUUAUCAUCUGGGGAAACCACUCUGGAACUCAAUUCCCAGAUGUGACUCACGCCACCGUCAACAAGAACGGAACUGAGACCGAUGCUUACUCCGCUGUCGGAGACAACGCAUUCCUUCAAGGACCAUUCAUCGCCACCGUCCAAAAACGUGGAGGAGUCAUCAUCGAGAAGAGAAAGCUCUCAUCUGCCAUGUCUGCUGCUAAGGCUGCCUGCGAUCACAUCCAUGACUGGCACUUCGGAACCAAGGCUGGACAAUACGUCUCGAUGGCUGUUCCAUCAGAUGGAUCCUACGGAAUCCCACAAGGACUCAUCUUCUCAUUCCCAGUCACCAUCGAUGGGGCUACUCGUGAAUGGAAGAUCGUUCAAGGACUCAACUUUGACGAUUUCGCCAAGGGAAAGAUCGCUGCUACCACCAAGGAACUCGAGGAGGAAAGAGAUGAUGCUCUCAAGGCUUGCGACGAUGCUAACAUCUAA
Molecule: messenger RNA, 1017 nt
Organism: Caenorhabditis remanei
Lineage: Eukaryota; Metazoa; Nematoda; Chromadorea; Rhabditida; Rhabditidae
Exons: 2
Coding region: 1-1017 (338 amino acids)
Biological process (GO): tricarboxylic acid cycle; malate metabolic process; oxaloacetate metabolic process
Cellular component (GO): mitochondrion; cytosol
Molecular function (GO): L-malate dehydrogenase (NAD+) activity
Source: RefSeq, a predicted model, not a curated record